AUGGCCCAGCACUUAACGUACAACCGUGUCCUCCAGAUCUUGAGGGACAGCUGCUCCGGGAGAGAAACAUUCUUGUCCAAAAGUACAAGAAUACCUUCGGAACUUAAGGCGUUUGAUCCCGAGCCGGGCACCCUGUUCAAUCAAACCUUCCAGCAUCUUGACGAAUUUGUGAAUCUUCCUACCGGGGGUGCAUUAUUCGGCCUUACUUCCAAGACGAGCCGACAAGGGCUGACAAAGAAAAUCUGCCAAGUCCUCUGUCAGCAACUCCACGACCCAGUGGACCAUAUCGAGCGCCUGGAUAGGGCUUUUUCUGAGUUCCUGUAUUUCGAGAUAUUUGAUGGCCGAGUGGCUGAUCCAGAAUCGCUUGCGAGGGAGACAUACCGGCUGUUGACGCGCCUUGUGCCCGAUGAGCAGCCCUACUGGGAACUCAAUGCCGAAGCAACCUGCAAUACUCUCACUGGCCACUUCUUCCAUCCAGGGAGCCCCGAGAAAGUACCACAUCGACUCAAAGCGUCCACCUUUUUUGAUCGCAAUAUAGUAUGCACGGCAAUUCACACGGUCUUAGAACCGCUCCGCGAAACGGGUUCGUCGUUACGUCUAACCGGUUAUAUCGACCUUCUCGCACAACUACUCCAAGCCGCAUUAGACAUCGUACCGGCCGGCCGUGUAUUCACUCCAGGAAACUUGCUAGUGCUGAGGACAUUUCUCUGGAAAUCCUUGCAGAGGUCUGUUACCUUAUACUGUUGGUCGUUGGUUAAACACGGCAACCGGGAAGUUUGGAUGGAUGUCACCCACCGCCAAACUUUCCAUGUCCAGCGCUUUCGGCGUGUGAUCGCAGCAAAACGAGAUCAAGAGCUGCUGUCGGAACUUCCGGCAUAUCUAUGUCCAUGGGCUUUUGAGUUGAUGCGGACACAUCCAGCUGCAGCUGGUGUAGAUCCCGCGUACUUUAUUCAUUUAUUCUCUAAGCAUUUUGGGAGCCUAUCUGCCAGGUGCAUCAUGAAUCCAGAUGGCUCUUUUCGGCAGUGCGAUGGAACUGGGCCCUUUGGAUGCGCCCGAUUUACGGGGGCGGUGAUCCAUGACCAGUCUGCGCACCAGGAAUCUUGUGAUAGAAAAUGUGCAAAGUUAUACUGGGAUGAGGACUCCUACCGUCAAGUUCAUGGCGCUAGGGCGGUGAGAUUGGAAGAACCAAGAAAAGGUCUUCUACAAUACUGCGCUGCUUCCAGCUCAACCAUGGCAAUAUCUCAUGUUUGGAGUCAUGGUCAAGGUGGUCGCCCCGAGCGUCCGAGAGAUGGGGUGCCCUCAACCGGAUUCAAUUCUUGUCUUCACCAACGAUACUCCACCAUUGCACGCCAGAUGGGCUGCAAUUCAUACUGGAUAGACACUGCCUGCAUUCCUCAAGACCACCAACUGCGAAGAGAAGCAAUUAGCCAAAUCAAUGACAUCUUUACCAAUAGUCGAUCUACGCUGGUAUGUGACCGAGACAUAAUGAUGAUCAGUAUCAAGAAGAAGACAUUUGCCGUGUUGGAGUCCUUAAUGGCCGCCUUACUGGUCUGUGACUGGAACAGUAGGGCUUGGACCCUUUUAGAAGGGACUAGAGGCGCCAAGGUCGUUAACCUUCUCUGCAAAGAUAACCAGACUAUUGAGCUGAGCGAGGUCAUUCAAGCUAUGUAUAGCAGGGGGCGUCUCUCCCUGGCAAUUCUCUGCCUGACUCUCGACCACUUAAUGGGAGCCGCGGUUGUAGGGGGAGAAACCUUCCGACUGACCGAGCGUCAGCACAAGUAUACCGAGACAACAGCAGCGACCCUUUUAAGCCAUCGCCAUGCCAGUCGUGAGGGAGAUGAGGUUGUAAUCUGGAGCCUACUGUGUGGGAGACUAGUAUAUACUGCCGAAGAGUUCUGGCGGGACGCAAAGCAUAUCAAGACUGGAUUUUUGAUCUCCGAUAUCCCAAGGCUCGAAGGGGUUCCAGGGUUCAGCUGGGCCCCAAGACGGCCAGGCCUGGCGUCGGGUGGUAAGAUUGUUGCCCGGCGCGAAUACCACCAACGGCGCAUUCUGGAGGUCAUGGAUAGUCAAGCUGGUAGCAUAUGCGCGGACGGGCUCCAAGCCACGUGGAGUGUCUGUGAUAUGGCGGAUGUGAACUUUUUCUCCAGCCUCUAUCAGUGUUUUAUGCAUUGUAUUGGCGCCCUUCACUCCUUCGGGAGAAUAUUUUGGAAAAUGGUACUCUGGGAACAGCUGGAAACCGCCCUAUAUUAUUGGCAUAUGGCUUGCGCAUCUUUGGAUAUGCGCCGCCGUUUCCAGCUUAUUUCCCAUGAUGUGCAGGCUCCUAUGCAUCGCCUUGCUCUCAUACGACCGUCUUCUUCAUCAGACAUUUACGAUGGAGACGCAAAGGAGGCUUCUAUGGCAGUGAUAGAGAUCACAGGCAGAGGUACAUGGGCCUGGAGAAAGGCUAAGAGGGCCUAA
Messenger RNA from Coccidioides posadasii C735 delta SOWgp, 2457 nucleotides. RefSeq lists its product as uncharacterized. The record is from RefSeq and is a predicted model, not a curated record. Lineage: Eukaryota; Fungi; Ascomycota; Eurotiomycetes; Onygenales; Onygenaceae.